This is a messenger RNA of Cotesia glomerata, 4207 nucleotides long. Its product is annotated as transcription factor hamlet-like. The record is from RefSeq and is a predicted model, not a curated record. The transcript is spliced from 2 exons. Gene Ontology annotation, biological process: regulation of transcription by RNA polymerase II. Gene Ontology annotation, molecular function: DNA-binding transcription activator activity, RNA polymerase II-specific; RNA polymerase II cis-regulatory region sequence-specific DNA binding. The coding region runs from base 1014 to 2261 and encodes 415 amino acids. NCBI's taxonomy places the organism in Eukaryota, Metazoa, Arthropoda, Insecta, Hymenoptera, Braconidae. Gene Ontology annotation, cellular component: nucleus.
ACAACAACAACAACAACAACAACAACAACACAACGACAACAACAACAACAACAACAACAGCAACAACAACGACUCUAACGCGUUAACGUGAUAGUGAGACUCGGACUGUACUUUUAUUUGGUUAUAUUCUGUAUAAUAAGGCAAGCAAGCAAGAGAUAGACCAGACAUAGAGUGAACCAGGAUUCCUGGUACUGGUAUUGGUGCAGCCUGCAGCUGAUAGCACUAAGUAGGGAGGGCAGGUCGCGUGCCGGCGUGGUGCUCUCCAACUCCCGUACCGGGAGAGGACCCGACCAGGUACUUACCUUACCUUACCAACCUCUCUCACGGUUAUUCCACAGCUCCGCGCUCAUCCACGCGGUGCUGAGCUAACGCUCAUUCCUUGUUUCUUAUUUCUUGUUCCUACUAAUAAUUAUUACACACAUUCUACUAACUUUUAAUUAUUAGUCGGGAACUAUUAUCACUUUGUUUUGUUAAUUUAAAGUUAAGUGACUUUUUUAACAUUUACUACCGAAAUCUUAUCAUUGAUUUUGAGAUUUUUUUUAGACUUUGCACGGAAGUUUUAGUGUUCAGUGCUACAAUUGAUAAUUGAUUGAUUAAUUGAAGUGUGUAAAUAUUUUUUAGUAAGAAAUAGAGCAAGUGCAAUACAGUGUGGCUUAAUGACAGUGGAGACUUGAAUUUAUUACGGAGGAUUACGGAAAUUUUUUAGUUAUUUUGGGGCUCAGAAAAGACUAGGACUGUAGAUUAUUGAUCAUUUUUAUAAUUCGGAAGUGCAGCAUGCUAUAUACGGUUGUAUUUUAAUCUUUUAUGUGAUGACUUUGUGCCCGCGGCUGAUAAGGGCCAGUGACACGUGCUUUGGUUAUUUUUCCACAUGUGCCUAGUGGUCGGUGCGACACGUGGAUUAACUAUUACUGCUGUUUUUUUGUAAGCAAGCUGUGCUUUUUUCUACGAGAUCAAAUGAAGUGUAAAUAGCCAAAAAGAGGGACUCAAAAAGGCGUGAGAUUCAAACGGGUGUAAUGAGCGAAUAUCUCAGGAGCAGCCUGUCCCCGUUAGCUUGCCCGAAGUACCUACCAGCUGCCAUGCGGGAGAAAGACUCCAGUCCUCGAAAAAUGCCCGGACACAUCAGCCCUAAGCAAGCGAGCAUCUACCCCCUGAGCGUGCGCGUCUCAGACAUGGAAGAGCUGCCGUACGACCUGAGCCACGGCAACAGCAGAACAAGCCCCGGCUCCCACCAACAUCAACACCAGCACCAGCCCCACAUGAGUCCGGCAGCCCGACCUCACAACCACCCCGAGGACAUGGACUGCGAGCCCUUGGACCUGCGCGUCGACCACAAGAAAGAGCACCUGAGGGACGAGAACCAGAACGACAUCGAGGUCUUGAACCAGAACGGCCUAGGAGUUCCCUACCACACGGUUCUGUUCCCCCAGCACCACGCAGUGCAUCCCCUGGUGCUGGAGGCGAUGUACAGAUCUCACCCUCCCAUCCCUGAGCUGCCCAAGAUCCAAGUUCGAGCUCUUCCGACAAUGGUUCCGCUGCCCUCGAACCGGUUCUCGGCACCCUCGACCCCGUCAUCGUCAACCAGAGCCUCCAGUCCGCCCAGCCAGCCGACGUCGACACCAACUCCAGUGAGCAAUCCUUACUCCGUUGGAGUGGGAAACUCUGGACUGAAGCCCAAAGAUCGGUACUCGUGCAAAUUCUGCGGGAAAGUUUUCCCCAGAAGUGCGAACCUGACCAGGCACCUGAGAACCCACACCGGGGAGCAGCCCUACAAGUGCAAGUACUGCGAGAGGUCCUUCAGCAUCUCCAGCAACCUCCAGAGACACGUCAGGAACAUCCACAACAAGGAGAAGCCUUUCAAAUGUCCUCUUUGCGAGAGAUGCUUCGGCCAGCAGACGAACCUGGACAGACAUCUCAAGAAGCACGACGCUGAUGGACCUACGAUACUUGACGAGGUUCGCUCGCGGUACCACGGGCAGCUUCCUCGAGCAGAUGAGUCGUACUUUGAAGAAAUCAGGAGCUUCAUGGGGAAGAUAACCUCCCAGAGGCAAGGAAUGCCUUACUUUUCGGGACUCCUGGCGCCAACUGCGGAGGAACUGAGAACUGAAAAGCAGCAAGCGCUGGAAGACAAGCGCGGCGACUCCUCGUACUUCAGCGAUAGGGAUAACCUCAGCUCCAGGUCGAGCAGCAGCGCUUCUAGGGCUGAAAGCGUUCAUGAAGACCAACGUGAUACCACGCCGCCGUUGUCGCCUGGAAAUACUUGAUUUUUGUUUUGUUAAGUUUAAUUAAUUUAAGGAAAAUUAUUUCAUGGUAUUUAAGUGUAAAUGAGCUUACGAUGCUUGAUAGGUUUAAGGAGCUACUGCGCAUCGGUCGGCGUUUAGAGACAGCGCUUGGUUCUCGCCUGAUAGUUACAAUUUAUCGAAUUUUAUUGUUGGUAAUGUUUUGUUUGUUGAACAAGAGAAAAUUUUUUUUUUUUAAUAAUUUUUUUUUAUAUUUAAUAAAUGUUUUCAUAAGCGAUAAUUGAUCAAGGAUAAUUGUUAGAUAUCUUGUUAAAUAAAUGGAAUAUUAUCAAUAUUAACAUUUAAUAAGAUAAUAUUAUUUAAAAUUGUUAAAAUAUGGUAAGCAACUGCGUUGCAGAUACAAAGUGAAAAUGCUUGAUCAGUGAUUAUUUCUUCAUCUUCAUUAUAUUUUCCUUGUUAUGUUAAAUAUCCCGACUACUCUUGGAGUCUGUCGAUCGGUAUCAAGAUCAAAUUACUAUGAAAUCAAUAUAAUGAUUGAGAGAAAGUCGAUAUAUGAGAUACCGAUGAUACGAGCCGAAAGAAAAAUGAAAUAAAAUAAUAAGCGGGGAAUAUAUUGAUAGUAUUUUUAUGCCUCAUUUUAACGAUAAGACAAGAGAAGAAACGCCGAGAUUAAUGUUUUUUAGGGUUACUUUUAUUUAGUUAACGGCAAUAAUAGCGUAAUAAUUGGAUUGCAGUAAGAGUUUAUUUAGCAAGAAAUAAAAUUGCGACAAAAGCAACCUAAAACUCGUUGCAGCAACAAGUUGAGGUAAAAAAAUUUUAAUAAAAGUACUUUUUUUUUUUCAUAAGUAUAAGCUAACCAAGCCGAUUCGUUCCGGUAGGAAGUAAUUCUGGAUUUUAUUGCCUAGAAAGUGAAUUGAGAGUGGCCUGAUGGGACAUAAACACCGAGAUCGGCUUAAACAUCGACAUCUAGAUCAGGAUUGGAGGUAAAUAGCCGAGGCACGCGUGGAUUUUAAUUUUUAUUUAUAAUAUUAUAUAGUUAUGGAGUCGAUUUGAUUGGUGAUGGCUAAUAAAGGCCUGGGUAAUGUCGCUCAACUAAACUGGGUAUCAGAAAUCAGAGGAAUCAGCGAGCAAGUGAAUAGCUGAUAGUUGAUAGUGAAUGCGAUUAAACUCAUCGAUCUUGCGAUAAACGUCCAGUGAAAACAAGGAUUAGAAAUCGAUGGGCGUCGCCGACACUCUGAUCCGUCAAUUUAAUUCCCUCAUAUACAUCGGCUUAUAAAUUAACAAGAAUUAUAAAAAUAAUUAACAAGCUUUUGCUGAUUAUAAAUUGGUUAGUAUUAUAAUUAUAAUAAUAUUAUUAAUAAAAUUACAGGCACGAGUGUAAAUAGAAGACGUCACUUGUCAGUGUCGCUCAUAUCAAUCUCCCGGAUUUUCUUAACUGGAUCCAAUCGGGGAGUGUGUAAUCACCAGGAACUCGCGUGUUUACAUCGGAUAGUAAAAAUUCAUUUUAUUUUUGUUAAUAUAAAAAUAACAAAUUGCGAUGAAGACUAAAAGAAGGUAAUUCCCUUACAUGUAGAUAUUGAGGAGAGGAAGCGAUCGUGGGAAGGAGGAUUAAUACGUGCCCACUGAUAUUGCAGUUGCAAGUGGAUACACAUAUAUUAUAUAUAAUGUAAAACAUCCAACAGAAAUAAUAUUUAUAUGCUGAUGCUGAAGAAAGAGAAAGAUGAAAAUGGUAACGGAAUUUGCGCUCCCGGUGAACGCAGCAUCCGAACCUACUUAUGUACACGAACGUGCCAAUCCCGCGUUUCCUCUCGCUAAUCUUUUACUAUUAAACUUCAUAUAUUAAUACACACACGUAUAAUUUAAAGCGCUUCCUUAAGAGCCCUUUCAUAUUUUCUAGCCUAGAAAUUUUAAUUAAUUUUUUUUUUAUUUCUUAUUGUAAUUAUUUCUUCUUUUUUUAUUAUUUUAAUGAC